Molecule: messenger RNA, 1041 nt
Organism: Suncus etruscus (white-toothed pygmy shrew)
Lineage: Eukaryota; Metazoa; Chordata; Mammalia; Eulipotyphla; Soricidae
Gene: PTHLH
Product: parathyroid hormone like hormone
Exons: 4
Coding region: 342-863 (173 amino acids)
Biological process (GO): bone mineralization; adenylate cyclase-activating G protein-coupled receptor signaling pathway; osteoblast development
Cellular component (GO): extracellular region
Molecular function (GO): hormone activity; peptide hormone receptor binding
Source: RefSeq, a predicted model, not a curated record
GCUCCUUCACCACCCCGAGUCUCCCUCGCACUAGCUGGGUCGAGAGUAAUGAAACCCAGGAGGAGUGUCUGCUGGUGCAGGACAAACAUCCUGGUAGAACCGCGCUCUGCGUCCAUCCCAGAUAGAGAAGCCGGCGGGGCGGAGGAGUUGGGGUUGGAACCCUUUUCUGCUCUUCCCUGCCACUGCCCACUUCGCUGCCACCUUCGCCCAGUGCGCUCCCCUCGAUCCAUCGGCACCCUGCGCUCUUCUGGGGCUGAGCCGCCAGCCGAGGUCCAUCUUCUGCGUCUGCGACAGAAGCGACAAGGAGGACCUCCCCUCCCCAGAGCAAGAAAGAGGAGACGAUGCUGCGGCGGCUGGUGCCCCAGUGGAGCGUCCUGGUGUUCCUGCUGAGCUACUCCAUGCCCUCCUGCGGGCGCUCGGUGGAGGAACUCGGCCGCCGGCUCAAAAGAGCCGUGUCGGAACAUCAGCUCAUGCAUGACAAGGCCAAGUCCAUUCAGGACCUGCGGCGCCGCUACUUCCUUCAAAAUCUCAUCUCUGAGAUCCACACAGCCGAGAUCAGAACUACCUCUGAGGUCUCCCCCAACUCCAAGCCUGCCCCCAACAACAAGCACCACACGCUCCGAUUUGGAGUGGAUGAGGAAGGCCGAUACCUCACUCAGGAAACCAACAAGGUGGAACAACCUCUGAAGACCACCAGGAUGAAAAAGAAGGGCAAGCUGGGGAAACGCAAGGAGCAGGAGAAGAGGAGGCGGCGGACACGCGCGGCCUGGACCACCACCCAAGUGACUGGCAGUGGGCUGCAAGGGGACCACCUGACGGACAACUCCACCUCACUGAGGGAGCCUGGCUCACGGAGACACUGAAAAUUUUCACAAGACCUGCAGAAGACAUAUUGCAAAAUUCUGUAAUAGUGAACAUAUGAAAAGUAUUAGAAAUAUUUAUUAUCUGUAAAUACUGUAAAUGCCUUGGAAUAAAGCUGUCUUCCCAGUACUCUAUAAAACUGCUCAUUGGUCACUGAGAAUAUUUUUUGUCAAGGCUAAU